Molecule: messenger RNA, 4290 nt
Organism: Boleophthalmus pectinirostris (great blue-spotted mudskipper)
Lineage: Eukaryota; Metazoa; Chordata; Actinopteri; Gobiiformes; Gobiidae
Product: potassium/sodium hyperpolarization-activated cyclic nucleotide-gated channel 3
Exons: 9
Coding region: 1-4290 (1429 amino acids)
Biological process (GO): potassium ion transport; transmembrane transport
Cellular component (GO): membrane
Molecular function (GO): voltage-gated potassium channel activity
Source: RefSeq, a predicted model, not a curated record
AUGGAUGGGGUAGUUGGAGGAGUGGCCACCCCUGUCAGCGCAGCAGGGUCCACAGGGGACACCCUCCCUCGGAAAAAUGGGGAGUCAAAGCGGCGCAGUAAGGGCAGCCUGCCCUCCCCAGGCUACCGCCUGUCCCAGGCCUCUCUCGAGGGGGACAAGGACAGCACCUCUUCAGGCGGGCGCGGGCGGCGCUUGUCAAUCAUGAGCUCCUCUACAAGAGAUGGAUUGGCUUUCCGCUCAGCAGGUACCCCCCACCACCCAGCGCCCCUGCCCCCACCUCCCUCCUCCUCACACCCCCCUCCUCGAUCUGUGGGAUUUGCCUCCAGAGCUGCCCUGGCCUCCACCUCCUCCACCGGGACAGGGGUCAUGGUGGUGGCCACCGGCCCAGAGACCACCACUACCACAGCCUGCAACACCACGGUGGGAACCCCAGAGACGAUGGGCCCGUCUGGGCUGGGGUUCCCGGGCUUUGGCAUGGGCCUGGACGGAGAGGACUACAGCAACUCCAACCAGAGCACCUUCAUUCAGAGGCAGUUUGGAGCCAUGCUGCUGCCCGGGGUCAACAAAUUCAGCCUGCGAAUGUUUGGCUCCCACAAGGCCGUGGCAAUGGAGCAGGAGAGACUCAAGUCUGCAGGCUCCUGGAUCAUUCACCCAUACAGCGAUUUCAGGUUUUACUGGGAUCUUCUGAUGUUGCUCCUGAUGAUGGGAAACCUCAUCAUUCUCCCGGUGGGCAUCACGUUUUUCAGAGAUGAGAACACUCCGUCAUGGAUCAUCUUUAACGUGGUUUCGGACACGCUCUUCAUGGUCGACCUGGUGUUGAAUUUUCGAACAGGCAUCGUGAAGGAGGACAGCACCGAGAUUCUGUUGGACCCCAGGGCUAUCCGUCUGAAUUACCUGAAGAGCUGGUUCUUGGUGGACUUUGUCUCCUCCAUCCCGGUGGACUACAUCUUCCUGAUGGUGGACAGUCUGGACUCAGAGGUGUACAGAACAGCCAGGGCCCUGCGCAUCGUUCGCUUCACAAAGAUCCUGAGCCUCCUGCGUCUGCUGCGCCUCUCCAGACUCAUACGCUACAUCCACCAGUGGGAGGAGAUCUUCCACAUGACCUAUGACUUGGCCAGUGCCAUGGUGAGGAUAGUGAACCUCAUCGGGAUGAUGCUGCUCCUGUGCCACUGGGACGGCUGUCUGCAGUUCCUGGUUCCCAUGCUGCAGGAGUUCCCCCCAGACUGUUGGGUCUCCAAGAAUCUCAUGGUGAACGACACGUGGGGGGUCCAGUAUUCCUAUGCCCUGUUCAAAGCCAUGAGCCACAUGCUGUGUAUUGGCUAUGGGGCCCAGGCUCCAGAGGGGAUGACUGAUGUGUGGCUCACUAUGCUCAGUAUGAUCGUGGGCGCCACCUGCUACGCCAUGUUCAUCGGACACGCCACUGCGCUCAUACAGUCCCUUGACUCCUCUCGCCGACAGUACCAGGAAAAGUACAAGCAGGUAGAGCAGUACAUGUCAUUCCACAAGCUCCCUGCUGAUGUCCGUCAGAAAAUCCAUGAGUACUACGAGCAUCGAUUCCAGGGAAAAAUGUUCGAUGAAGAGAACAUCCUGGGAGAACUCAGUGAGCCACUGAAGGAGGAGAUAGUGAGCUUUAACUGCCGCAGUCUGGUGGCAAACAUGCCCCUGUUCGCCAAUGCCGAUCCCAACUUUGUGACCGCUGUGCUGACCAAGCUGCGCUUCGAGGUGUUUCAGCCUGCAGACUUCAUCAUUCGUGAGGGAACUGUGGGUCGCAAGAUGUACUUCAUCCAACAUGGCCGCGUCAGUGUGCUGACCCGAGGAAACAAGGAAACCAAACUGAGCGAUGGCUCAUAUUUUGGAGAGAUCUGCUUGUUGACUCGUGGGAGGAGAACAGCCAGUGUGCGAGCAGACACAUAUUGCCGCCUGUACUCUCUGAGUGUGGACAGUUUUAACGAGGUGCUGGAAGAACAUCCCAUGAUGAGGCGCGCCUUUGAAACUGUAGCUGUCGACCGUCUGGACAGAAUCGGGAGAAAGAACUCUGUGCUCCUGCGUAAGUCCUCCCAGGGCGGCUCACUAGGGGGCAGUAUGGGCCGUGGUGGUGGUCGAGGCGGAGGUCCGGCCGGGGGGCUGGCAGCAGGUGGACUUGGAUCUUCGGACAGCAUUCUGGUGCAGCAGAUCGUUAAACAUGACAGCAUGCCGGCCAUGCAGGACGCCAUCGCUGCUGCAGCAGCCGGGCGCGGGGGUGUGAUCGGAGGCAGUGGCACUGUGUCCCCUCGGCCCCGCCCUGUGAUCUGGGCCCCUCUGGUGCAUGCACCGCUGCAGACCGCUGCCGCCACCAGUAAUGUGGCCAUCGCCCUCAUGCAUCAACAGCAGCAGCAACAGCAGCAGCUGCAGCAGCUCCAACAACAGCACGCACUCAGUGCAGGCUUCUUUCUGCCCUCCCCUCUCAUCUCCCCCUCCCCUUCGGGCUCCUUCCCCCUGUCCCCCCCGCGGGGCCCUGUGCUGCAGCCGCUGCGCCCUUCUGUCAGCUCCCUGAUUGGGAUGAUGGCGAUGAGCGGGAUGGGCGGCAUAUCCCCGAGAGGGGGCUUUCCAAUGUCUCCACCCACCAUGAUACCUCCUGGAGGGGUCACAUCACCUCCCAUCACCAAAACGCCCACUACUGCCACCUCUGUGCCAACUCCAGUGCAGCAAGGACGCCCUCUCCCUUACAGCAUCCGUAUGCCCGCUGAUCCUUCUCUGAUUGGUGCAGCACCAGGAACUCCUCCAGCGACAGGACCCCCAACCCCACCCAUCCCUAAAAUACCAACCACUAGCCCGAAUGCUGCUCCUGUUGCACCCCCUGAAGCACAGACCUCAGUGAGCCAGCAGGGGGCCAAAGAAGCUCUCCUCCGUCAUGGAGGGAACAACUGCCAGGGUCUUCCAGCUCUGGGUCGACUCACCCAGGAGGCCAGGCUGCUGUCAGCCUCUCAGCCCACUCUGCCUCACCGCUCCUGGGCUGCGGUGCAGCCACACCCCCCUUUGCACCGGAAGGCUUCUGGGGGUAACCUGCUGUCUGCACAGUUCCUGGCGGGGCAGUUGGCCAGAGGGGGUAGUGCAGGUAUUCUGACAUCAAAUGCUCCGGUUCAGCAGGUGACAAGUCUGCCUUUCACUUCAGUCCAAGCACAGGCCUCAGCAGCCCUCACUGCCUCUGUGAGCAUGGGCCCAAACACGGCACAAUGUGGGCCAUACGCUCCGACGCCCUCUGCUGGUCAGAUCUCUACUGCAGCGCCUCUGUCGGCCUCCUCCUCUCCUAAACAGCAGACCCCUCUGUCCUCUUCCACCCCCUCACCUGCCACCCCCUCUUCCCCCACUCCCAUACUGGCCCAAAUGGUGCGCCCCAAGCCCAUGUCCAUGCCCUCCUCUGGCUCCCCCUCUCCUCCUCCCUGCUCCACACCGCCCUCUGCUGGCACCAGCCCUUUGUCCCUCAGCUCCACCCCACGCCCCAAACCCCUGUCUUCCUCCUCCCCCUGCUCCUCCUCCCCUUCACCCUGCUCCACCCCUCCUCCGUCUUCCAGCUCCACUCCUGUCCCUCUCCCUCAGACAUACGGCCCUAAAUCCUCCCUCACCUCUUCCUCUCCACCAUCGUCUGUACUCUCUUCCUCCCCUCCUCAUCCUCAGAGCCCCAGAGCCAAAGCAUCAAACACUCCCCCUUCUGCGUCUCCCCUUCUUAGUCCGGUCCCUUCUCCAAUGUCUUCCCCCAUUCCCACUCCAACUUCCAGAACUCGCUCGUCAGUCCCCUCCCAAACCCAAACACUCUCUUCUGUAGUUUCACAAAGUUUUUCCCCAACUUCGUCUGCUUCUACGUCAACGCCAGUGACAAAGCCCCAAAGUCCAUCCACCUGCCUGCAACCUGCUGCAAGAGGUCACAACUCAAGUCCAAAACAAGUUCUGACCCAAACUCAGACAAUACCACCUAGUUCGACUUCUCCAACUAGAGUAACCUUCUCCGUCCAUCCAGUCAAACAAACGUCUCCUGUGCUUUCACCUAUUCCCAAACCAAGCACCUGUCCAAAUCCCUCUCCGUCGCCCCCAAGUGUCACAAAACAUAGCACUACAACUCUUCCCUCAAAACUCAACCCCCCCGCAGCUUCUACCCAAACUCCCCAAACAUCUCCGACGAUUACGCAUUCAGGACAUGCGACCGCCGCCCCCGCCAACAGCACCUCUCCGAAAGGCGGAAAAAAAGACUCUGAUCUGGCACUAAGCAGAAGAGACUCAGAGGGACUAAGGCAUAAACUACCAGCCAACAUGUGA